This is a messenger RNA of Actinia tenebrosa (Australian red waratah sea anemone), 2850 nucleotides long. Its product is annotated as BTB/POZ domain-containing protein 6-B-like. Gene Ontology annotation, cellular component: cytosol. Gene Ontology annotation, biological process: neurogenesis. Lineage: Eukaryota; Metazoa; Cnidaria; Anthozoa; Actiniaria; Actiniidae. Gene Ontology annotation, molecular function: protein binding. The record is from RefSeq and is a predicted model, not a curated record.
AUUACUUUUGCUGGUGGAAGAGUUUGUUUUGAAUUUCAAGGUACGAAAAUAAUCCUGAGUUUGGUGGCUCCGACGUUAGGUGAACUUUACGAAGCGAAAUGGGACAAGAUAUGGAUUGGCGCUUGAAGAAAACCUCUGUCGUAUCUCGAACAUCCUUUAUGUUUAAUAAUUCUUUGAUUUCAGACGUGAAAUUUGUGGUUUUCAGCCAGAAAACUGACUCGAGAGUAUUCAUUCCUGCUCAUAAAUUCGUCUUGGGAAUUAGUAGUCCUGUGUUUUUCGCUAUGUUUUACGGGAAUUUAGCAGUGGUUGAAAAUACUGUGGCUUUACCCGACUGUGAUUCUGAGGGACUGUUGGAGUUUUUACGCUAUAUUUACUGCGAUACAGUAGAGCUUUCUCUUCCUUCGGCAAUUCAAGCGCUGUACUUGGCAAAGAAAUACCUUGUGCCUUCAUUGGCUAAGAUUUGUGUGUCGUAUAUCAAAGAGAACGUUACACCUGCUCAUGUUCUUGACGUUAUUCCGUACGCUAUGAAACUCGACGAAAAAGAACUUCUAGAGAAAUGCUUUCAAGUUAUUGAUUUGAAUGCGAAUGUGGUUUUGAAGAGCCGAUCGUUUUUGGAAGUUAGUUUAGAUUUACUGGAAAAUCUUCUGGAUAGAGAUACAUUGUGUAUCAGUGAAGUGGAAAUAUUUCAAGCUGUGCAACGAUGGCUGUUGCACAAUCAUAAGAUUCCUUCAAUGUCACGUCCAAUAUCACGCAAAGGAAGACAAUUACCUAAUGCUUCAAAUACUGUAACGGAAAGUUCAGGCACUCCAGUGAAGCGAGUUUAUAAUGGAAUGUGCACUUGUAGAUGUCAAGAACGGUGUGAUUGCGUGACGGCUAUUUUACAUUCGUCACGCGCAGUUGAAUCAUCUACUAUUGAAAAGAUGGACACAAAAGAAUCUGUAGGAAGUGGCCAUCGUGGUAAUUUUGCAUCUGGCUCUAUCGACAAUGUGUCGCACUUCCAAAGUGUCACGCCAAAUGAAAAUAUGUCACGCAUUCAACGUGUCACUCAUGAUAACCAAAAUCAAAACCAAGCUUUUCCAUCUUUUGUCCCCCGCACCUCCCCUCACGUAGCUCAUCUAUACGACAGGUUAAUAAGAAAGAUACGCUUUCCACUGAUGCUUGAGGAAGAGUUCAAAAAACAUGUUGUUCCCUCGAAACUUCUCCCACAACAAGAUGUCAUUGAUAUUCUGGUAAAUUUUGGCACAGUCAAGCGCAAUCUUGACCGCUUUUCUUCCAAACCCAGAAACAAUCCUCUCCGAAGAUGCUCUCGUUAUUCUACCGUUUCUCAUUGGUUCCUUUACUCCGGGGAGCGAGCCGAGAGUUUCAUAAUGUCAGUCAAUACGCCAAUCAGACUGCACGGUAUUCGUCUCUAUGGUUACGAGAACUGCCAAUAUAAAGUGGAACUAAAAGUUUAUCCUCGGUCAGAUCCUUACAAUAAGCAAAUCGCACAAGGUUACUACAUGUCUGAAGUUCAAGGCACUGACAAUUACCAUGGUUACGACGUCAAACUUGACACUGCUAUCCGUAUUGAGAAUGAUGUUGACUACAAUAUUGAAGCGACCAUCAAGGGGCCACCUUCUGCUUACGGCAAAGAGGGACAUUCCUCCGUUGAUUGUGGAAAAGUGAAGUUCAACUUCAGAGGCGAGGAAAACUCUGUUUUUCAAAACUUUAGCGUUGGACAGUUUGCAGAAAUUAUUUUCUUUGAACUGUAAUUAAAUUCUUCAACUUUGUAAAUCGGAUUCUUAUUUUUCAAUUUAGUUUGUUUAACUUUUUUUUCAAGAGGGAACAUGUAACAGUUUACGCUGAUUAACUUAUGGCUCUCCACAAAACGGAAUGCAAUUCAGAAUUUCAGACUUAUACACGUUUCAUUUCGUAAAAUUUUUUCACAAUUUUUGACUACAGAAAAUAGGUGAUUUUCCUUUUUUCUCACAGAGAAAAACCACUCUGCCGUCGCCAUGUUGUUAUACAACAAUUUAGUUUCUGAUUUAUUGUAUAUCGUAUAUGUGUAUAACGGCUCCUUUUGAUAUCAGAAGCAUAUAGCCACCCCCUUUCAUUUAAGUUUUGACAAAGGUGCCUAUCUAUCUGUCUAAAAGAACGAAGAGAAACCAUAGAAAUCUGAACAAUUUGGUGUUGAAUUCAAUCAAUAUGGCGGCUUUCAUUAGACCGUCAUUUUACUACCAAAAUGCUUCCCGAAUUUUCUUUCUUAUUGAGAUUUAUAUUCCCUAAUAAGAACAGUAAGACGAUUACUGAUAAUUAGCUGAACCAAAAAAAUUUAAAACAAAGUCAAGAUACGAGAAAUAUAGAUAUAAUUUGUAAAAAUAUUAAGUGUAAAAUAGUUGCUAAACAUUGAAUAGCAAAGAACAGUACUUUUACAGAAAACAAGCUUUACUCUUAUUAAGAGAGCUAUAAUUUUUAAAAUAACUUGAGUUGCUUUAAAAUUCAAAUUAAAAGAUUAAGUUAAAAAAAUAAAUCGUGAAAGAAUUUUCUCUAUAAACUAAAAAUUGGCCGCCUAAAUUUAAGAUUAUAAUUGAAAAUAAAUAGGUGGAUUCAUUUCUUGAAGUAUGUUCCAGGAAAGUUCACCUUAAUUUAAGAGAAAAAAUUUCCAGGAAAUUUCACGUUAAUUUAAAAAAGCUCUCAGUUUAAGAUUAGAAAAAGAAAAUAAGAAGGUCCCACCGAGAUUUGAACUCGGAUCGCUGGAUUCAGAGUCCAAAGUGCUAACCAUUACACCAUGGGACCAUUUCUUAAAAUAUAUUGCAGGAAAUUUCAUGUUAAUUUAAGAAAGCUUAAAAAUUAAAAUUGAAAAUAACAAUA